This is a messenger RNA of Cyprinodon variegatus (sheepshead minnow), 1247 nucleotides long. It is a transcript of the gene armc1l, whose product is annotated as armadillo repeat-containing protein 1-like. Gene Ontology annotation, molecular function: metal ion binding; protein binding. NCBI's taxonomy places the organism in Eukaryota, Metazoa, Chordata, Actinopteri, Cyprinodontiformes, Cyprinodontidae. The record is from RefSeq and is a predicted model, not a curated record. The transcript has 7 exons. The coding region runs from base 95 to 910 and encodes 271 amino acids.
GACAGCCAAUAGAACGUCGCGAAAGAAGAGCUACAAAAUUUGUAUUUUUCUGCACGAGCUUCUUCCUCUCCUUGGUCUGCUGAGUUUUCCAGUCAUGAUGGACGCCCUGUCGGUGGUGUGUCAGCUGCGGGAUCUUGCGUCUGAACCGCAAAACCGAGCUGUGAUCGUCCAAGACCAGGGUUGUCUUCCUGGACUAGUUCUCUUUCUGGACCACCAGAAACCAGAAGUGUUGCUUGCAACCUUGCAGACUCUUCGUUAUCUGGCUGAAUUACCUCCCAACGUACCCAUUAUGAAGAACGAGCUGGGUAUGAUGGUGAGCUUGGAAAAUCUUAUCCAAAGAGGGGAUCUCUCUCUUGAUAUCACGGCUCUGGCUAAAGAGGUCUAUGGCAUUCUGAGGGAGCCUGUUAAUCCAACACCACGCACACCGGAGAGGGAGAGAAGGAGGAAGCCUCAGUUCUUUAUCAACUCCACCAACAAGAAGGCAAAAUCUGUCACACUACACAUCCAAGGGCUGGAAAGCACUCAUCAAAGAAGCUUGUGUGAAGAGGCUCUGCUAAAAGUCAAAGGGGUGAUCAGCUUCACUUUUCAAAUGGCCUCUAAGAGAUGUACAGUCCGUAUCCGUUCAGACCUUCCCACUGAGAGCCUGGCAACAGCUAUCGCCUCCACUAACGUGUUGUCUGCUCAGCAAGUGGUGAAAAACGAAGCAGGAGAGGAGGUUUAUAUCCCUCUGAAAUCAAGUGGCGUUCAGGUGCCGCAAAACUCCGCCCUCCCAGACUACCUCCCGGAGGAAGAGGAGAGCCCGGAGAGGGAGGUUGACAAAGCCAUUUCCCGCACUGCAGCUAAAGAGGAUUCCAGUGGGAGCUGGCUGAAUGCCGCCGCAGGUUUCCUCACAAAAACCUUCUACUGGUGAAGCUCACAUUUUGUUCAAAAGCUGUCCGGAUAGACUCUUCAGCACAAGUUGGGAGGAGCUCACAUGAGGGCUUUAUGUCUGAUAAUCAGCAAUAUACAGAUUCCACUGUGUAUGUGUGUAUAUACGGGUUUGAUGUCCAAUAUUGUUCAACCUGAACAAAUCUAAACCUACCUGUUUCAUUGCUGUUUUCUAUCCCCAAAUACUAUAUAAAUGUACCGUCCUUCUUGUCUUUUCUGUUUAUCCUUUACCUCCAAACAUUCAAAGCUAAAGGUUUCUGUCAUUCAUUGAAAUCUUAAGCAUUCCUGCUGUUUGUAAGUAGUAAGUAAAUAUAUAAAUA